Messenger RNA from Arabis nemorensis, 249 nucleotides. The record is from the annotation of a GenBank genome assembly. NCBI's taxonomy places the organism in Eukaryota, Viridiplantae, Streptophyta, Magnoliopsida, Brassicales, Brassicaceae.
AUGUUACUGCUUCUUCUAUUAUGGAACGGUUUCUUGGUGAACAUGAUAAUGAUAGAAGCAGGAGUCGAAGGUGGAGAUGGACAUAACAUAUUACUUUCAUGGUUUUUUGUAGAAAUUGAGAUUGAUGAAGGUAGAGAUGAGGAAGAAUCUGAUGUUGGAGAAUUUGGUCAUGGGUAUUCAAACCAUUGGAAUCCCCCUGAGUUCGUCUCUAAUCUCUUGGUAUUGAAAGAUGCAAGGAAUCAAAACUAA